Protopolystoma xenopodis is the source of this 659-nucleotide messenger RNA. The record is from the annotation of a GenBank genome assembly. Lineage: Eukaryota; Metazoa; Platyhelminthes; Monogenea; Polystomatidea; Polystomatidae.
GGGAAGAAUCUGAUCCUCAUUGCGAUUCGUAUCCAGACGAAUUGCCUUCGCUGAAUAGCUGGAAACGAAACUGCUUAAAUCGGGAUUUAAAUCGUCUGCUUUUCACGGCCACCUUAUCUUUGACCAACGGCGACCUGGCUAGAUCUACUUCUUGCCUUUCUAGUAUCGUCAACCAUAGCAGGCUAAUUACCUCGGCAAUUGCCGAAUCUUCCAGUCUUUUUGGCUGUUGUGCUAGUGACACAGGAUCGCUUAGUCGGCAGCCGAGCGUUUUGUUUGACGAUAACCUUGCAAAUUGGCUUGCCCGCGCCAACAGUCUACUUCAGCCUACCAAAUCCACUGAUAUAGAUAUCAUGUGGACACGAUGGAUGCACGAAUCGCCCGUUGCCGCUUCCACUUGGCUGCACCUCGGCGUCAAUCAAGAGAUGGAACCAACCGCUCGCACCAUGGCGAGCAUUCUUGCCUGUACUAACGCUCUGGAUGCAGCUAGCUCUCGAUUUGCCCAACGCCUGUUACUCCGUGAGGCCGCCGCCCUCAAUCUUCUUCCUGCUUGCAGUGAAUUCAAUCUAUCUCAACUUAAUGGUCGGGCUGUAACCGGCCAAACUGAAUUAAUAUCCGGCUUACCCCAAUCUUUAUCCGUGGCAGCCCGAGCUCCUUUCCAU